UGAGCGCAAACUCCUGUGGAAAUUGGAUUGCAGGAUGUCGAUCAUGAUUGUGAUUUAUAUCCUAAACUACAUUGAUAGGAACAAUGCUGCGGCAGCCCGUCUGCGAGGUUUCGAGGAUGAUCUUGGACUUAAGGGACAAGAGUUCAACACUCUACUGAGUAUCCUUUACGUGGGGUAUAUCAUUAUGCAAAUUCCCUCAAAUAUGCUUCUCAACUACAUCGGACGUCCUUCGAUAUAUAUUCCUGCAUGUAUGGUUAUCUGGGGCAUGAUAUCUGUCUUAACGGGAAUCUGUACGAAUUUCGUUGGUGCACUCUUAGCGCGCUUCUUCCUUGGCUUUGUUGAAGCAGCGUUCUUCCCCGGAGCUAUCUUCCUCUUGUCGAAAUGGUAUACUCGAGAAGAGCUUGGAUUGCGCGUCUGCUUGCUUUACUGUGGUAACAUUAUCAGCAAUGCUUUUGGAUCCCUUCUAGCAUCAGGGGUUCUAGAUGGCAUGCAAGGAAAACUGGGCAGGGCAGCCUGGAGGUGGCUUUUCUUCAUUGAAGGCAGCCUAUCGAUCGCAAUUGCAUUGUUAUCUAUGUUCAUCCUCCCGGACUUUCCAACAACGACACGAUGGCUUUCGCCGAUCGAGCGACAGCUGGCACUGCGACGAAUGGAAAGAGACGGCGAUCUCAAUGUCAGUGACCAAGAGGAUCCAGAUGCUCAUGCCAAACAGCGCAGUGGAUUCUGGCAGGCAUUGAGCGACUGGAAAGUAUGGUGGUUGGCGGUGGCUCUAUCAUCCGAAGUCAUCGCGCUGUCGUUCAAUGCUUUCUUCCCGACGUUGACUGCGACGCUCGGUUACAAUACGACUGUGACGCUUAUUCUUGUUGCUCCUCCGUGGUUUCUGGCUGCAAUUGCGGCUUUUCUUGUCGCAAGACAUUCAGAUAAAGUGGGCGAACGAUUCUAUCAUAUAGCUGGUCCUCUUGCUGUAGGCCUCAUUGGGUAUAUAAUAGCAAUGUCAACCAUGAACAUUGCUGCCCGCUAUGUAUCCCUCUUCUUGAUGGCUUUAACAUUCAGUGGGUAUGUUGUGAUAAUGACAUGGGUCAGUAACUCUAUUCCUCGCCCGCCCGCAAAGCGCGCAGUAGCCCUGGCAUUUGUGAGCUGCUUUUCACAAUUGGGCAAUAUUGCUGGAUCAUACAUCUUCCCGAAGAACUGGGGUCCAACUUAUCGCAAAUCGUAUGCGAUCUGCAUUGCGACACAAACUGUUGCAAUUGCUAUGUUCUGGCUAUUCAGCCGGCACCUGCGGACUUUAAAUGCCGCGCUUGAAAGGGUGGAACGGGAGAAAGGUCUGAAGAGAGGGUUCAGGUACUUAUUGUGACCCAACCAUACCAUUGUAGCCAGGACUA
This is a messenger RNA of Fomitiporia mediterranea MF3/22, 1379 nucleotides long. RefSeq names its product MFS general substrate transporter. Gene Ontology annotation, molecular function: transmembrane transporter activity. NCBI's taxonomy places the organism in Eukaryota, Fungi, Basidiomycota, Agaricomycetes, Hymenochaetales, Hymenochaetaceae. The record is from RefSeq and is a predicted model, not a curated record. The coding region runs from base 35 to 1351 and encodes 438 amino acids. The transcript is spliced from 10 exons. Gene Ontology annotation, cellular component: membrane. Gene Ontology annotation, biological process: transmembrane transport.